AUGGAGAAUGUUCACGGCAACACAGCGAAUCGCCCUGUACGAAGAGGAUCGAGAGGCCAGCUGCGACAUUUGAUCGAGCUCGAGGAAGAUGAAGACAAUCCCAAGAAGAAUCGAACUCCUCUUCCAUACUAUUGCGCAGCUCUGGAAAUGCGAUGGGAAGCAUUCGAGACGCAAUCAACUAGCCACACAGUGGGCAUGAACCUGCUGGAGAAGCUCGCGUCGAUGCGUGCGGAUGAAGAGAUGGAGGAGCCCGUCGCGAAGGAUGUCGUGAUGCAUUUAGUGGAGAGUGGACAUCUCUUGCUGCAUCAACGAUUCCGAGCUGCGUUUGUGGAGCGAUGGGUAGCGGCUGAGGUGAUUGGAUUGUCUGACGGCGACGAGAACGGGAUCAUCAGUGGGCGUUUACGUGCUCUUCAGUCGUGCAUGGAUCUGGUUCAUUUGCUUAGCUACAAGCGCGAGUUCGUGUUUGAUCAAGACGACUGCUCAGUGGCCAAGCUGUACAUCGAGCACACUGUACUCAGCAUGGACGCCGGUACAGGAGCUGACGUUCGUGGUAUCAAGCAGCAGGUGGCUGCGAAUUUGGAGCCACUGCGUUUUGAAGUGGCGAGUGAAUUCUAUAAAGAGUACGCAGUGCACUUACGUACGCUUGGUUUCCGACGUCUUCGGACGCUAGCUACCAGCAGGAGCCAUGCACGUGCCUUCCCUGCGGACCCCAGCGCAGCAAACGAGAGCGACAUACCUGGCAAAGAUGGCUUCUCCGAGUACUUUUACCACCCGGAAAGAGCUGCAGCGGAAGCGGCUGGGUGGACGAAUAGUGCAAGCAAUGACCCUCUCUCCAUCGUGGUGCUUGAGGUGAAAUGCGACAAUCGAGGCGUGCUGCUGACUGCGGUACUUGUGAGUUUGCACGACUUGGAGCAGCAAGAUCUGCGUUUCCAGAAUCGUUUGGCUGCCAAGACUGGGAAGAAGACGACUGGAGUGUCUGGAGCAAGAGUGCAGAGUGUAGCGUCGUGGCUACGUGCUCAACUGCAGACCCAAGCUCUCAUUUACGGGUUCACCAUCAGCUACUUCCAGCAACAUCUUCUGCAGUGGCUUGACGCGCCGCACGACUUCCACGACGCAGAGAAUGGACACGGUCACAGUGUAGGCAAGCAUCUUAGUGAGGAUGAUGCGCUUGUCGUGACCCCACCGCUGCCUUGGAAGAAAGCGUCCACGUUCCAGAACAUCGUCAAGGGGCUUCAAUGA
This is a messenger RNA of Phytophthora infestans T30-4, 1239 nucleotides long. RefSeq lists its product as uncharacterized. The record is from RefSeq and is a predicted model, not a curated record. The transcript is spliced from 2 exons. NCBI's taxonomy places the organism in Eukaryota, Oomycota, Peronosporomycetes, Peronosporales, Peronosporaceae. The coding region runs from base 1 to 1239 and encodes 412 amino acids.